Messenger RNA from Pelobates fuscus (common spadefoot toad), 4215 nucleotides. RefSeq names its product zinc finger protein 346 (gene ZNF346). Lineage: Eukaryota; Metazoa; Chordata; Amphibia; Anura; Pelobatidae. The record is from RefSeq and is a predicted model, not a curated record. The transcript is spliced from 7 exons. The coding region runs from base 95 to 1615 and encodes 506 amino acids. Gene Ontology annotation, molecular function: double-stranded RNA binding; zinc ion binding.
CCCCGCGCGGCCUGUCUGUCUCGCUCUCUCUGUGUGUGGGUGAGAAGCUCUGCGUCUCGCUCGAACCGCGCUUUCUCUGUGGCUGUGAAGGAAAAUGGCGGACGAGGUUGGAAACGGUGAAGAGCUCGUGCUCCCGGUCGGCAAGGAAGCCGUUGAUCGCCUCAUCCAGGAAAAUAGCGAUAUAUUCUCUGACACGCAAUGUAAAGUAUGCUGUGCCGCUCUGAUUUCUGAGUCUCAGAAGCUCGCACAUUACCAGAGCAAGAAACAUGCAAACAAAGUGCGCCGGUACAUGUCCGGUCAGGAAGGGGAAGAUUAUACUCCAGCAAAGAGGAUGAAGCCUGCUGUUACGGCAACGGAAAGCAGCGAUGACGACAUUAGAAAUAAGUGCUGCCCAAUUUGCAACAUGACAUUUUCUUCUCCUGUAGUUGCUGAGUCCCAUUAUCAAGGAAAAACUCAUGCAAAGAAUUUGAAGAUGAAGAUACAGGGAGUACCUGAAGUUAUGCCAGCUAAGAAGGCUGCAAAACCCGUCGUGACUCCGGUUGCAAAACCCACCACCCCUAAUCCUGCUGCGAAAGUUGACAAAGUGGAUGAAGAUGACCCUGAGAAGUUUUGCAAACUUUGCCGUGCCACAUUUAACAACCCACAGAUGUCACAGCAACAUUACAUGGGCAAAAAACACAAGAAGCAAGAGACAAAAAACCAGAUCAUGACCAUAUACAAAACUGCUGGAAAUUCGCUGCCGCAAUCAGCAGAUAUCAAGCCUGCUGUGCCUGGCUCUACAACUGCCGGGAAGGGAUACUCCUGUGAUAUCUGCAAUAUUGUUUUGAACUCUAUAGAGCAGCACCAAGCUCACAUCAGUGGGUCCAAACACAAGAACCAAUUAAAUUCCAUGUUGCCUUCCUUCUCCAUGCCCUUUGAAGUGGAUUCCAUGUGGAACAGUCGCAAAUCUACUUCAUUGUUUGAGGGCUUUUCAUCUACUGGAAGGUAUUCAACUGCUGGUAGUUUUCCUUCAGCUGGAGGGAAUUCAACUGCUGGUAGUUUUCCUUCAGCUGGAGGGAAUUCAACUGCUGGUAGUUUUCCUUCAGCUGAAGGUUAUUCAACUGCUGGUAGUUUUCCUUCAGCUGAAGGUUAUUCAACUGCUGGUAGUUUUCCGUCAGCUGAAGGUUAUUCAACUGCUGGUAGUUUUCCGUCAGCUGGAGGUUAUUCAUCUAUUGGUGGUCUUUCGUCUACUUCAGAUUACUCUUCAUCUACUUCAGGUUACUCUUCAUCUAAACCGUUUUCAUCAACCAAAGGUUAUUCGUCAUCUGGAGGUCUUUCAUCUUCAAGAGAUUAUCCUUCUAGACGUUUUUCAUCUUAUGGAAAUUAUUCAUUAGGUGGGGGUUAUUCAUCAACUACAGGUCUCUCAUCAACCAGUAGCUACUCUUCUUCCGGAAGCCUUUCGAGGGGAUCUGGAACAUUGAGUGGCUACUCUUCAUCCGAGCGCCUUUCAGGGGGAUCUGGAACAAGGAGUAGCUUACUAUCCCCUCCAUAUCUUUCAUCACGAUACAAUCAGCCAUAUGUUCGGGAAGACGUGAGGAGAUCCGAUGGUUACAGCUGUUUCAAUAAAGACUACUAGAGCAGAUUAACAUCUGUGUUGGUUAUUUCUGUUUAAAUUACUAGUCAGAGAUAAGUUGUUAGCCUUACCUCUGCCCUUCUUGUUUUCACAUAUUUCAGAAAAGCUUAUGUAGAUCUGAAAUUUUUCAUCAAAGCAGGAUUCAAUACCCUUGGCUGUUAUGGGCAUCAUUUAUUUUUAUUUUAAUCUCCCCCUCCCAUUUGUUUGCUAAUCCUGCAUUGGUUUGAGUGAUUUAUGGAUAUGUACAAGUGGUAAUAAUGUUUGUCUCUAAACUUUGUAAUGGUCACACACAAAACAUGCAAUGUCCUCAAAAAUCUGUCUGCAUUCAUAGCAUUGUGCUGUUUAAUUGACCUAUUCAGAAAACCCACCCCUUAUGUUCCACCACCUUGUGUUACUGAACUAUACUAGUUUUUUUUUUUCUUUUGACACUAUAAAUACUGAUUAGUCUAUAUUUUGGAUAAAAUAUAAUUUGUUCUAUAAGUGGUUUCACAUUGGUUUGUCAAGUGUCUGACAUUUUUGUGAAUUAACCACUAGGUGGCCCCUAGAGUUCUGGUGGUGUAGCUAUAAACCAUAAAAGUAUAGCCCUCUUUUGAACCAGUGGCAUGUAAAGUUUUGUAUACAGCAAGCGUUUGGUGGUAGAGUGAGUAGGAUAGAUUUGGGUGAUUUGUGUUCUCUUACCAUUUAUUUUCUUCGAGAUUUCGGCAGCCUACUCGAUGAGUAUGUACAUUUUUGUUUUAUUAUUUUAUGAGUAUUUGAAAGUACCUCCAUAUUUUAACUUUUGGUCAUGCAAACUAUGAAAAUUACUUUUCCUGAUCUUUUUAGUGACCAUGUUUGUAGAUGAAUUAAAUUAAACCUCUGAGUUUUUUGUAUUUUUAAACAAUGUGUUAUUUUUUUUUUUCCACUCUGGUUUGAUCACAUGUAACUUUUAGUUUACGCUCACAAAGGGAUUCCCUUUUUGUCUCAGAUUAUGUAUCUUCUAAGUGAAUGAACGCAAGGUUAAGUAAAUACAUAACAGUAGAGAUGUCCACUACAUGCUGAAAAAGAGCAUAACUAAAAUGUAAUAACUAAUGCUAUCCCACCAAAACAUGAUUGUGUUGUGGUUGUCUUGCAGUGACUUUUGAUAAAACAUUGGUUUGUACUAAUGAUAUCUUUCCACUGUUAACACUGUACUGUAAUUUGCGCUGCAAAAUUUUUACUGUAGAAUGCAUCUGUUCUCAAACGUUUUUCAUUAUAUUUCCAUUUCAUUUUUUGCCUUUUUUUUUUUUAUCCUUAUUUGUCUUUGUUUCCAUAGCUUUUUGUGAGCGAGCCAGUGGGAUAGUACUAUUUUGGCACCAACAUGCACAAUUCCUUUUAGACCUGCAGCGUUGUACUCUUCUCUGACUGUGAAAGUUAUUUGUGUCUCUUUUAAACUGUCAUCAAGUCUUCACUUCUUGGUUUGUUUGUUUUUAAGUUUCACAUAUGCUAAAGCAUAUAUAUAUUUUUUUAAUGAUGUACGGAGCAAUCACAGCAACAGUCAAGUUAGGUUGAGGAGAAGCAGUUGGUCAGAUAAUGGUAGAAUCUGACCUAACAUAGCUGCUUAGCCUGAUUAAAAAACUUUAAAAAGUGAUGUUUUCUAAAUGUAGAAAAAAAACAACAAAGAAACUUGAAGUGAAAUUUUGAUGAGUUAUUUGUUAGUUUUUUUUAUUUUUUAUUAUUAUUAUUAUUGGGGGGUUGUAAGAGAACACCAAAACCGACAUUAAAGUGCUGUGAUAGAGAGGAAAAUCUAAAUGUAAUUUAUAGUACAAACAGGGAAAUUUGUAGCGCUUUAGAAAACAAAAGGGAGAUCUAAAAGUUAUUAAAUUAUAAAUUCAUUACUGAAGUCUACAUAACUUGUCUAUAUUACGUCAUUUAUUUUCACUGGUAAUUAAAAAAAAAAAAAAAAUUGACAGUUUUCCUUUAAGGGGGCUGUUGCAUUCUGAUACCAUAAAUAAACUCCCCUGCGAGAAAUUAAACCAGUUCUCUGUUUUCCUAGGAUGCUAAAAUAAUUGUUUCAUGAUUGCAAUAAUAAGGCUUGAUUUUGGAUGCAAUUACCUGCUCCAGUGAUGGAACCUCAGAGAAGGUUACUGUCAUUAAAUAACCCUUAUGUUUAGAUAAACUGCUUGUGCUUAUUCCCUUUGAACAGAGUAGGAUGUUGCCCAAGUUAACAGAGUGACUGAAUUAGAAAAGAAUUCAGGUCCUGUUGCCCAUGAAGCUAAUUUGAAGUGCUCUCACACCUGUUCAGUAGUAGCAGCUGUGGCUCUCGAUCGGGGUUGGUGCAUUCUCUGGAAUGGAGUGGGUAUUGAUGUUUUCAUGUGCUUUAUCUGACUCCAGUGCCCUGGCAGUACACAGUUUGUAUCUAGGACUAAUUUUUAUGUUCACCUGUUCUAUACAGUUUUCUGCAUUUCUUUUAUUGCUCUGUAUAAUGAGGCAGGCUAGAAGACAUAUUUACUAAACACAUCCGUAUAUCACCUUUCAAAUUAAUAUCAUUCAUGAAGUAAGCAAAACCAGCUGUACUAUAUCAUUUCCAUGUGCAUUCCGCCUGUACAAAAUGUUUGUGUUCGUAAAUUAAACAUAAACGUGCUUUA